Messenger RNA from Protopolystoma xenopodis, 705 nucleotides. NCBI's taxonomy places the organism in Eukaryota, Metazoa, Platyhelminthes, Monogenea, Polystomatidea, Polystomatidae. The record is from the annotation of a GenBank genome assembly.
GAUUUUCGCCUAUCCCGCUACUCAGCCAUCCUCGUUGACGAGGCACAUGAGCGUUCUCUUUUCACUGACGUUCUGAUAGGCUUCUUAGUGCUUAUUCAACGUCUUAGACGCCGAAACUAUCGUCCCGGGCAGCCUGACACGGCUCUUCCACCUCUCAAAGUCGUCAUUAUGUCAGCCACACUGAGAGUGGCAGAUUUUGCAGAAAAUAGGCGCCUUUUUUCUUGGUCUUCAUCUUCCUCAUUAGUCGACCUGAAAUCUAAUUCCGAUUCUCUGUUAAAUCCACCACCCGUCAUUUCUAUAGAGUCGCGUCAGUUCCCAGUCACCAUUCACUUUGCAAAAAAAACUCAUAGCGAUUAUCUGAAGGCCGCGUUUUAUAAGGUAUGCCAACUACACACCACCACAUCUGCUACCAGUGGCGGGAUUCUUGUCUUUUUAACUGGACAACGGGAAGUAAACACAUUUUGCAUGUGGCUCCGGCGCGCCUUUCCCUUUCAAGUAUCCGGGGCGGGGACAAAGACAGAAGUUGUGUCGAAUCCAGUAAAUAAAAAGGAGAUGGGAAACAAAUCUAAGCGUCGGCGUCAAGAUGGCGUAUCCAAGAAAAUUCAACAGAUUUUUUCAAGGAAUGAGACUAUUUUAUGUGACUCGGAAGCUAGUCUGACCGGGAAAGAGGCGUAUCAACCUGGAAAAAUAUGUUUGGAUGAGUAG